Messenger RNA from Wasmannia auropunctata (little fire ant), 2123 nucleotides. Its product is annotated as probable chitinase 2. The record is from RefSeq and is a predicted model, not a curated record. The transcript has 9 exons. Gene Ontology annotation, molecular function: chitinase activity; chitin binding. Gene Ontology annotation, cellular component: extracellular region. Gene Ontology annotation, biological process: chitin catabolic process; carbohydrate metabolic process. Lineage: Eukaryota; Metazoa; Arthropoda; Insecta; Hymenoptera; Formicidae. The coding region runs from base 443 to 1786 and encodes 447 amino acids.
UCGUUCUCCUCGUCUCUCACUCGAGAAUAAACAGUUAGAGUGAAAGUGAUCUGGGCCUGGCUGACGCGCGCGUAUCUGAGCCUGAGUCCUAUAACAGUCUACAGACUGCAGUCAAACGAAUCGGUACUGCUUUAGUAUUACCUGCGUGUGAUCGGCUUGAUUGAGAAACGCCCAUUUGUAAUAACAAGAUUAGCGGCUAAAAUUCGGUGUUCCGUUAUCUAAAUUCUAAAGUAAAUACAAAAAGGAUACGAAACAUUCGUUAUCACCGUUAUCGCAAGUGUGAUGUAAAAAAAACAGCUAUCUAUCGCGGAAGUAUCGCUAACAUUAGAGAUCCGUUACCGUAACUUCUGUCGAUCAUCGCGAACUUGUCAAGCAGCGCGUCAAAUAACACGAUUGUCCGACGCAUUAAAUAUAACGCACCGAGGAAGUUUAGCGCGCUACAAUGUCCUUCAGCAACGUGGCAUUUCUAUUUGCGAUUCUACUUUUUGGAAUGUACGACGUUCACGGACUCAUAAGACCGAAACAUGACAAAGUCGUUGUUUGCUACGUCGCAUCCUGGGCUGCCUACAGGCAAGGAAAUGGGGCAUUCUCCUUAGAAAAUCUGCGUCCGGAACACUGCACGCACUUAAUUUACGCAUUUGCUGGUUUAAACGCUUCGAAUUGGACAAUAAGAAGCCUCGAUCCUUGGGCAGAUAUGGAAAAAGAUGGAACAGGGAACUACAGAAAAAUGACAGCGUUUCGUAAACAAGGUUUGAAAGUGUCGCUCGGUAUCGGCGGAUGGAACGAGGGCAGCAAAAAUUAUUCGAUAAUGGCUUCCUCACUGGAUCGUAGGAAGAUUUUCAUCGCUAGUGCUGUCGAGUUUCUCAAAACGUACGGAUUCGACGGGUUGGACCUCGAUUGGGAAUUUCCGGGAAGUCGUGGCGGUGCUCCGUACGAUAAACAGAAUUUUGUUAGCCUCGUGAAGGAACUGAAGGAUGCCUUUAGAGAACAUCGCUUUUCGUUAACCGCAGCUAUAAGUGCCGUCAAGUCUACUAUCGAUAUAGCAUACGAUAUUCCUGAAAUUUCCAAAUAUCUCGAUUACAUUCACGUGAUGGCGUAUGAUUAUCACGGAGCAUGGAACAAACGGGUUCUUCCGAAUUCACCACUGCGAAGCAAGGAUCAAUUGGACGUGGAACAUACUAUUACGUAUUUGUUACAACAAGGAGUCCCAGCCGAGAAACUAGUUUUAGGACUGGCGAUGUACGGACGAACUUUUGUUCUUGUUGACACAUUCCUUCCUACAACUCAACCAGAAACAGAUAAAAUAAAUCUGAUUGGCAUGCCCAGUUUGGAUACCGGAUUCAAAGGGCCUUAUACGUCCGAAGAAGGCUUUAUGGGAUUCAAUGAGAUUUGUGAGGCGUUGGUAAUGUAUCCACAAAAUUGGACAACUGGAUGGGAUAAUGAGAGCAGCACAGCUUAUGCGGUUAAGAAUAAGGAUCAUGUUGUAGUUUACGAUGAUCGUAAAGCCAUGAUAGCGAAGGUGGAGUAUGCAAAGAGGCAGAAGCUGGGAGGUGUUAUGGUAUGGAGCAUAGACACGGACGAUUUUCGAGGCAAAUGCGCAUUGCUGCACGGUGACAUGGCUCUAGUCGAUGGACAUGAUUAUCCCUUAAUGAAAUCCAUUAACGCGGCUUUAGCAAAUAAUACAAUACCAUUCGAGGGAAACCAAGCGCCAGGCACGUCGUCUCGUCAAUUAUUCUCGAAUAUUGCGUUUGCGCUAUCAAUCGUGAUAAUUUACCUUUCUCUUUGAUUAGCCCUACGGAUCAUUGACAAAUAUAAUCGAUAGAUAAUUAUAUAUUAGUAAUAAUAUAUUGAUGGCAAAACCAAUAACUGACAAACAGCGUUAGAAAGUGCUUAACGUUCGCUCGUUCGCAGAUUGUUCCUGUUAUCGAUGUUUAGAUAUUAUAACAAUAUAAUUUACAAUAUUAAUUUACAAUAUUAAUUUACAAUAUUAAUUUACGGUAUAAAAACUUAACUUUAUAUGUGCGUAUUACAUAGGCAGAUUAUAUGUAGAUUAAAAGAAAUUAUAUUUGUAUGAAAAGUUUUAUAUUCAAAAUAAUGAUGAAAUAUAUUGUUAAUAGAAAAAA